CGGCGGUUAAAUGAAGCGGGGGCCGGAGGGGCCGGUAUCUGCCGUGGGAGCUGCUGCAGGAAGGAAACCCAAACACAGCUGUCCCCGGAGCUGAGGGAUCUGUCAGCUUGAAACGAGCCAGGAAUUCACCUUGCUCGCAGGCUACCAGCAGACACAUUUGCUGCCCGCAGGCACAAAGUAGGAGUUGAUGCUCUUCUGUCAAUGUAGUUCCUCAUGUGAGCCUGCCUGCCAUGCCUGGGCACUGACACUUGUGGGUACAGCUGUUUAAAAUGGCAGAGAGAGGUGGGAAUGAAGAAGUGAUUAACUUGAACAGCUUCCGCAGUCACAGAGGGAAAGACUGGAUAGACCGCAGGGACGAAGGCCUUAUCACAAUAUCAGAUUCCUCGGAUGAAGAAUUGCCUUUGUUGCUGGAAACGCCAGAAAAGCAGCAGCCUGAGGAGGAUGAUGAUGAUGACGUGUUCAUCUUGGCAGAGACCCCGAAGCAUCAGCAGCCUCUGCGUGCCAAUGUCAUCAGACCUGCUGCUCCAUGGCAGGGUGCAAGCACUGGGGGAGAAGGAGGAUCUGAAAGUGCUGCUGAGCCCUCGAGGAGCACAGAUCUGCAGGAUUCAGCCCUGAGGAGCACGGAUCUGCAGGAUUCAGCCCUGCUGUGCCAGGGAGACGGGUAUAAUCGUGUGGUGGAGGGCAGUGCUGGACCAAGCAGGGAUGACAGUGUGAACUUGGCACUGCAGCAGGCUGGACCCUCUGAGCUUAAUGGCCCCAGCUUUGAACUUACAAGUAAGCAGGAGCCUGGUCCCAGUUUGGUGCUACCAGUAAAGAUGAGUCCACAGCCUCUAGUUAACACAGAAACUGUGAGUCUGGAGAAUGCAGACCUUCCAGCACAAGAGGAGGAAAAGGUGGAAGCCCGGGAAUGGCGAGAGAACGUGGAGACAGAGCAAAACCUCGAAGGAACAGCUGCUGCAACCAGCACGGACCAGGAGAACAGCCAGCUGGGACACCGGUACUUCCCGAUGCCGGAAGACGAGCCACGUGCUGUAGCAAAUGGUUGUGCUCCUCAGCAAGGGCAGCCAGAGGCAGAUCCAGGAUCUUUGAGGGCUUAUGGAGAGAAGGCUCCUGGGCCAGCCUUCCCCCGGCCGGAGCCACAGCAGGACGGGAUUCCAGGCCCUGCUUCUCCCCAGCCGGCGCAUCCGCCCGAGGAGACGGGUCAGCAGGGAGGGAGGGACAACGAGCAGCCAGGCCCGGCCUUCCCCGCACAGGGCUCUCAGGAACUUGGCUCCAGCAACGUGCCAGAACAAGGAGCUGCUGGGCAGGAGCAGGACCUCACUGCACUGCUCAUCAGAGAGACAGAAGCAAGAUUCCCAGAUGUGAAGAAGGAAUAUAUUGAAGAAUUAAUCAUCAUCAAGAACUGCUAUGACUUAAAUGUACUUUGUAACUUUCUUCUGGAAAAUCCAGAUUACCCAAAGAAGGAAGGCAGAGUGGUUUUGAAUCCCAGCAGCAGCCUGCUUGCCAGCCAAGAUGAGACAAAGGUGCCUAAAGUGGACUACUUUGACUUUUCCAAACUUGCCCCCCUUGACCAGCGGUGCUUUAUCCAGGCAGCUGACCUGCUCAUGGCAGACUUCAAAAUGCUGAGCAGCCAGGACAUCAAGUGGGCACUGCACGAGCUCAAGGGACACUAUGCAAUCACACGAAAGGCCUUUUCAGAUGCUAUCAAAAAAUGGCAGGAGCUGUCUCCCGAAACCAGUGGGAAACGAAAAAGGAGGAAAGAAAUGAAUCAAUAUUCAUAUAUAGACUUCAAAUUUGAGCAAGGGGAUGUGAAAAUUGAGAAGCGGAUGUUCUUCCUGGAGAAUAAGAGACGGCACUGGAGGUCCUAUGACAAGCUCUCUCUUCUCCCACCGGUGCUGCUGGAGCAGGAAUUCUAUGAGCAGAAAGUGAAAGAGAUGGCAGAGCAUGCAGACUUCCUCCUGGCUCUGCAGAUGAAUGAGGAGCAGUAUCAGAAGGACGGGCAGAUGAUCGAGUGCCGCUGCUGCUACGGGGAGUUUGCCUUCGAAGAGCUGACUCAGUGUGCAGACGGUCACUUGUUCUGCAAGGAGUGCCUAAUUAAAUAUGCUCAGGAGGCAGUUUUUGGCUCUGGGAAGUCAGAGCUCAGCUGCAUGGAAGGCAGUUGCACAUGUUCCUUCCCCACCAGUGAGCUGGAGAAAGUGCUUCCAGAGAACAUCCUCUGUAAAUACUAUGAGAGGAAAGCUGAGGAGGAGGUGGCUGCUGCCUGUGCAGAUGAGCUUGUCAGGUGUCCCUUCUGUAACUUCCCAGCUUUACUGGACAACGAUGUGAAGCGGUUCAGCUGCCCUAAUCCCCGCUGCAGAAAGGAAACGUGCCGGAAGUGCCAGGGGCUGUGGAAGGAGCACAUGAACCUCACCUGUGAGCAGCUGGCUGAGAAGGACGACAUCAAAUACAGGACAUCCAUAGAAGAGAAGAUGACAGCUGCCCGGAUUAGGAAAUGCCACAAGUGUGGGACCGGCCUGAUUAAGUCCGAGGGCUGCAACCGCAUGUCGUGCCGCUGCGGCGCCCAGAUGUGCUACCUCUGCCGGGCUGCCAUCAACGGCUACGACCACUUCUGCCAGCACCCCCGCUCCCCCGGGGCGCCCUGCCAGGACUGUGCCAAGUGCUCCCUCUGGACAGAUCCCACAGAAGACGAUGAGAAGAUAAUCCAGGAGAUUCAGAAGGAGGCUGAAGAGGAGCAAAGGAAGAAGAAUGGAGAGAACAGCUUCAAGCGGAUCGGCCCUCCCGUGGAAAAGCCCGUGGAGAAGAUCCAGAGGAUUGAAGUAAUCCCCAGACCUGUCCCUCAGAACUUCCAUCAACCCCGGAUGCCCCCCUACCCCUUCGUGCACCCGCCCUUCCCGCUGCCUCCCGUCCGGCCCAUGUACAACAACAUCCCCCUCAACAUCGGCCCCAUCCCCGCUCCCUACGUGCCCCCACUGCCCAACAUGAGGGUGAACUUUGACUUUCCCCAGAUCAAUGUGCAGCUGGAGCCCAACUUGCCUAUGCACUUUGGCCCUCAGCCCCGGCACCGGUUCUGACCUGGAGAGUCACUGCAGGGCAAAGCCACCCCGUCACAUCACCCUCUUCCCUCUCCAGCCCCUCUGGGUUUAGCCAGCAGCCAGGGGACUCACUGUCCCUGCACUGCACCUUCUCUAGGGCUUCUCCAAACCUUUGCAAUCCAGCAUUUGCAACCCUGCUGCAACAGGGCUUGGUGCUGCAUUUCCAAGGGGUGGAAUUCCACCCUGUGUUGGGCAUCCAGAUGUUUUGUUUUGACAAAGCCUGUUCAGGCAGCUGGUGGGAGGGAAAGUGAGACUUUGUGGAGCACAAGGAUACAGCCAUUCCUCGGGGGCUUUCCAAAAAUCCCUCCUUCCUGCUGGCCAGAGCAGCUGCUGCACAGUCAUGUGAGUCUUGGGAGAAGGGUGGAGAGACUUGGCAUCUGAGUAAGACUUUCAGGAACAAGGUAACAGGAGGUGGCUGCCCCAUCCUUCUGCCUGCAGAGAGGCACAGGGUUGGGGUUCCCAUGUUCUCCAGCAUCCUUGGACCCUGCUGGCACCUCCCAGCAGAAAUAAACCAUUCAAAACCAAGUCAAUCUUGCAUUUUUAGCACUCCUCACUCUGCAAGUGGAGUGAGGGGCUGCAGCAGCCAUCCCAUUGCUGAGAUCUGUGGGAAGCCCAGAGCCAUGUUCUGUUUGGGAGGUGUUAGCAAGUGGCAGAUUUGGGCACCCAAAUCCUUGGCUGGACUGAACUUUCCCCCCUUUGAAGGGCUCAGUCUUUUCCCCCAGAGGUGGGUGCUUCCAAAAUGUUGCCUUUGCUUUGCUGUUCUCCUCUGGCAUCCCAAACCUCCUCCAGCUUCUGGCUGCAGUGCUCAGACAGAAGCUGGAACCACCUGGAGCUGAAGCUGUGCCCUUUAUUACAAAAACUGCCUGGGAAACACCCGGAUAGAUGUGUAGGCAGUGCUUUGUGCUGUAGUAGGAAAAGUGGGAACGACUCCCAUAGCUGUGCAUGCAGACAGGGUGGGCCAGGAGCCCCUGUCCCUGAACCCCCACAACCCAACAGGCAACUGUAGCCUCAUGCUGCAGGAAGCUGGCUGCUUCCAUGGCACUAAAUAACUUCUGCAAAUGCGUGUGUCAGCUGUACUGGCUUUGGAAAAGCGUGUUAAAAGUUAAACCUGUGUAUUGCGGGGCUUAGGAAGUGAGGGAAAAGCAAAACUUCCUUGUGAGAAGCGGCGGGUGCAGUGCUGGGCUGUGGGAGGAGGGUGGCACAAAGCCUUUUCCCCACAGCCCUUGGCUCUGCUGUCUGGUACAGGCCCCUUCUAGAAAAGAAAAUAUUUGGAGUG
Molecule: messenger RNA, 4368 nt
Organism: Manacus vitellinus (golden-collared manakin)
Lineage: Eukaryota; Metazoa; Chordata; Aves; Passeriformes; Pipridae
Gene: RNF216
Product: ring finger protein 216
Exons: 19
Coding region: 270-3071 (933 amino acids)
Molecular function (GO): zinc ion binding
Source: RefSeq, a predicted model, not a curated record